AAAAUACAGACUUUUGGACCGCCAUUUAGUUGCCACUAACUACCACUUUCUGCUCCCCUUCCCACUCUUCAUAUAUAAAUAUCCCAUUCUUCUUCCUUCAUCCCCAUAUCCUUUGUUGUUUUUCAAGAGUUUUUUACCAAAAUUUUCCCAAGUUUUCUUUGUUUCAAGUUAAAACCUUUUCGCACUUAAUCAUAUUCUACUUACAUCUCAAACUUCCUUGGAAAAAAGGUAGUCUAAACGCGUUUGUUAGCAUGAGUAUGAAGUCAGUUUUUGUACCUAGUCAUGAAAACAAGUCUGCUUUCUCAAGACUAUGGAAUAGGUUUUCGCUAAAAAAGACAACUCCUCAGAAGGAAGACGAGGGUCCAACGACAAUGACAACGACGACAACAGCUGACCAUCUUUCAGUGAGUAGUAGUAGUGACAAUGGCGAGUUAGAGAGGGUAUUUACAUACUUUGACGAGAAUGGAGAUGGAAAAGUGUCACCGGCUGAGCUCAGGAGGUGUGUGAAGGCGGUAGGAGGCGAGUUGACGGUGGAGGAGGCGGAGAUGGCGGUGAGGCUAUCGGAUUCUGAUGGGGAUGGAUUGUUGGGUUUGGAGGAUUUUACAAAGCUAAUGGAAGGAAUGGAAGAGGAGAGGAAUAAAGAUAGUGAGUUGAUAGGAGCAUUUGGAAUGUAUGAAAUGGAGGGGAGUGGCUACAUUACUCCUAAGAGCUUGAAGAGGAUGCUGAGUCAACUCGGUGAGUCAACUUCCAUUGAUAACUGCAAGGCUAUGAUUCAAAGGUUUGAUCUUAACGGAGACGGAGUUCUCAGCUUUGACGAGUUCAAAGUUAUGAUGGCAAGUUAACAAGAGUUCAAAUUACAACUAGUGCUCUAUACUAUUUAUGUACAUAUAUAUUCAUUCGUUUUGGGUCUUGUUUUUGUUGAUUUAUUCCUUCUAAGCAAUAAUAUGACGCUUGAGCUCAAAUAUUAGUUCUGAUAUAUGUUUUCUAUUUAGACUUUUCAAUCUGUAAAUUCAUAAUUGUAAAGCAUUUCUUGGUUACGUAUCUUCUGAUGCCAAGGGGACUCCAGCUGUAAUUUGUAUUAUCCAAUUCUCGAAGUUUUCUAUUUUCAAUACUUUCCACUGUUGCGUGA
Molecule: messenger RNA, 1129 nt
Organism: Nicotiana attenuata
Lineage: Eukaryota; Viridiplantae; Streptophyta; Magnoliopsida; Solanales; Solanaceae
Product: putative calcium-binding protein CML19
Exons: 1
Coding region: 252-842 (196 amino acids)
Molecular function (GO): calcium ion binding
Source: RefSeq, a predicted model, not a curated record